This is a messenger RNA of Alternaria triticimaculans, 1299 nucleotides long. RefSeq lists its product as uncharacterized. Bases 1 to 1299 code for a protein of 432 amino acids. Gene Ontology annotation, biological process: phosphorelay signal transduction system. Lineage: Eukaryota; Fungi; Ascomycota; Dothideomycetes; Pleosporales; Pleosporaceae. The record is from RefSeq and is a predicted model, not a curated record. The transcript has a single exon.
AUGCUGAGUGGUGAUGUGCAGAUUGAGUCAAACAAGAAAGAAGGCUCUACAUUCACUGUCACACUCCCAUCGAGUCAGGCACUUUAUGAGGCUCCAGAAGAGGCAUCAGAGAGCUCAAAUUUGCAGGCUGGUACUGCUGAGCUACACCAGCUUGACAUGAGCCUCUUUACACCGACGCGCUGGAGAUCAGGAGACUCUUUACGAGACCAGCGCUGUACUGAUUUAUUGUUGGGCUCCCUUGCGAAGAGUCUAAGCCGGUGGUUCCACAUUCGGGUCAUUCCUUGGGAAAGUGCAAGCAGAGCCUCGCCGUGGCGCUUGCUUGUUGUUUUGGAGGAGGACGAAGACAGUGCACUGCGGGCUUGCGGUGGCGCAUCUGACGACUACGAGCGCAUCCGUCUCUGCCCUGAUGUACAGACCGCUCCCAGUCAGUACUCAACGCCUUUGAAGGGUGUCGCGACAAUUGCGGGUGCGGUGACUAGUUCAAAAAUCCAGGAUGCGCUGGCGCACUUGUAUCCUAGCCAAGUCCCCCCCUCUGAGCUUCGCCACAACUCCGACCAGGAAUCAGUCGCGAAAAUCUAUGAUCAGCAACAGCCAGUAGAAGGGAGCCGCAGCCAAUUACGCGGAGACGCAACCGACGAAUGUCGUGCUGCGCCAACAGCAUUGCUGUCCCGGUUAGAACUCGAGAGGAGCCCCCAAUUAGACGGCGAGGAAAGCGGUGGGCAGCCACUGGCAAUGCCAGCCGCCAGCCCAGCGGUCACUCCAGAGAUGAACAUGGCAGCAAGGUCUAAUGGAGCCCAACCCGACCACCGAGACGUACAAGCGCAUACUGAGCAAGCAAAAGAGACGGCAGUCUGUACAUCACCAGAGGCAGCUGUGGCAGAGCCUAGGCUGCUGCUGGUAGACGAUAACGCUGUAAACCUCAAGGUACUUGCCAUGUAUGCAAAAAAGUGUAGCAAGGCAGGUGCAACACCUGUCGGCGGUGGCCAAGAGGCCAUCGAUGCCUUCAAGAACGCCAACGGGUCCAGCGACGACACGGCUCCGCAACCUUUCGAUCUCAUUUUCCUCGACCUCUCUAUGCCCGAGGUCUCGGGCUUCGAGGUUGCGAGGGAGAUACGGAAGACGGAAGCGCGGUCAGGGUGUAAGAGGACGUACAUAUGCGCACUCACCGGGCUGGUGAGCGAAAAAGACCGCAAUGCUGCGUAUGCUUCGGGUGUAGAUAACUACCUUGUUCGACCAACGAGGCUGCAGGACUUGCAGGGCGUCAUUGAGAUGUGGCGGGAUAAAUCAAGCGAGAAAUGA